Molecule: messenger RNA, 1364 nt
Organism: Impatiens glandulifera
Lineage: Eukaryota; Viridiplantae; Streptophyta; Magnoliopsida; Ericales; Balsaminaceae
Product: probable glycosyltransferase At5g03795
Exons: 2
Coding region: 126-1364 (412 amino acids)
Molecular function (GO): glycosyltransferase activity
Source: RefSeq, a predicted model, not a curated record
GAAAGAGUAUCAGACAGUCAAUUCAAUAACCGACGUUUAUAUACAAGACAGGGAGAAAAUACUUGACAGAUCUUGACCUUUGUCUUCUUCUAUCCACUCCUCACUCGUCGGCAGCCACGGCGGCGAUGGCGGUACUCAGACAACAACCACCUUCCCGGCGGCGACUCCAUCCUGCUUCUCCAUUGUGCAUCUUGUUCGUCCUUUUAUCCUUACUCUUAUCCAUUCUCUCAAUUACAUCCACUAUCAAAUCAUCAACCAAAAUCAUCACUACCAAACCCUAUAAUCAACCUCGUCCACUAAAUGUCGACGAGAUCGGUAAUCCGUAUCACAAUUUUGGCCUGUUCGAAACCGAUUACGAGCAAAUGCUAAACAAUCUAAAGAUCUUCGUGUAUCCCGAUAUCUACGGAAACUCGUCUUCUCCGUUCUCUAACAUCUUCGUUCCAAUCCCAAACCCUACGAAUCCAAAGCUAGGAAACUAUUACAGCGAGCACGCAUUCAAAUCUUCGCUUAUGCGGAGCUCGUUCGUCACGAUGGAUCCGGAUCGUGCCGACUUAUUCUUCAUGCCGUUCUCCGUGAACGCGAUGCGCAACGAUCGGAGGCUGCAUUCGGAGUCGUCGAUUUCUGAUUUCGUGGCGAGAUACGCCGGUAAAAUCGGUUCGGAGUUAGGGUUUUGGAAUAAGUCGGGAGGGGCGGAUCAUUUCUUUGUUUGCUGUCAUUCGGUAGGGCGGGAAGCGGCGUCGAAGAAUUGGGAGCUGAGAAAUAACGCCAUUCAGGUGACUUGCUCGUCUAGCUAUUUUCAGAGGUUCUUUCUUCCUCAUAAAGACGUCGCACUGCCGCAGAUUUGGCCGCGGCCGGAGGAGACUCUUCUGAAUCCUCCCGUUGCAAGAGAAAAGCUGGUAUUCUUUUCUGGGCGUGUGCAAAAUUCUCGAGUGAGGCAAGACUUACUUGCCAUGUGGGAGAACGACGGGGACAUGUAUAUAAACACAUUAAAUCAAUCCCUUCCUUAUCUCGAAGGUUUUAAAAGGAGUCGAUUUUGCCUCCAUGUGAAAGGGUACGAAGUAAAUACAGCUAGGGUUUGUGACGCCAUACAUUACGGGUGUGUUCCUGUCAUAAUUUCAAAUUAUUACGAACUACCAUUCGCAAAUGUUCUUGAUUGGAGCAAGUUCGCAGUUAUUAUUAGGCAAGAAGAUAUUUCGUUAUUGAAGAAAAUAUUAUUAUCUAUAAGUGAUAAUAAUUACUUAGAAAUGUAUAAUAAUUUAAAUAUCAUUAGGAAACAUUUUAGAUGGAAUGAGAAGCCACAAAGAUAUGAUUCAUUUCAUAUGAUUAUCUACCAAUUGUGGUUGCGACGGAACUCUCAUUACUAG